AUGCGACCAAGGCAACCGCUGCUCGCGAUCGACCCGCAGGCCCGACGCCAUGACGGCACCAACGCCGGUCGCUUGCUGCUCCGAGACCUCUUCAUUUGGCCGUUCCAGUGGCUCACCUACGCCACGCUUCUCUACUCCUCAGCGUACGUUCUCUUGACGCUCGUUGCAUACCUCGCUGCUGUCCUCGUCGUUCUUCUCGCCGCCUGUCUUGUGCCGUACGCCGUGCUUUCCAGCCUUCUGAGCCUAUUCACGCAGCAAUCUGCUCCGUAUUGGUACCCGUGGCGAGUCUUGUAUGCGUGUACGCGGCCAUUGCUCAUCGCCGACGUCUGGCUUCACAACCAGUUUGCGCGGCGGUCGCAGUGCAUUGCUGGCACGUACGACCUGAGUCGUCGGCACUACUCGAGCUGCGAGGACCACCCUCGCUUCGUCGUGCGCAUGAUUGAAGUGGACUCGCCGUCGGCGCUGCUGAUGACGUGGGCGUAUCUGCUGAUCGCGCGCUCCGUCGUCGGCGUAAUGCUUGGCGGCCUAUACGUCGCUGCGGUCGCCAAUGCAAUGGAUGACAGCAUCUCCAUCGUCCUCGCAGCCGUCAAGUGGCAAUGGACAAGCAUGUGCUAUUUUAUAAUCUGGGGGCCAAACAUGAGCUGUGACGAGCACGCUGUUGGCUGUGCUGGCGGGUUUCUCCUCGCCAUGCUGACAGCCGUCGCUCCACGGUCUCUGGUUAUGACGAGCUUUGGACGCAUGACGCGCUUCUUUUCCAGCGAGACGGUCCUUGUUUUAAGUGAUACGUAAGCUCAGUUUCUUCUGCGACAAAAAAUGAAACUCAUCAUCAAC
Saprolegnia parasitica CBS 223.65 is the source of this 831-nucleotide messenger RNA. RefSeq lists its product as hypothetical. The coding region runs from base 1 to 789 and encodes 262 amino acids. The record is from RefSeq and is a predicted model, not a curated record. The transcript has a single exon. NCBI's taxonomy places the organism in Eukaryota, Oomycota, Saprolegniomycetes, Saprolegniales, Saprolegniaceae.